CGUCGCUCGGAAGAGAUAAAGGCAGCUAGGGGAGAAUAUAAUAUUUAUGGGCCGAACUUUGUUUGGUCUAUUAAUGGCUAUUGCAAGCUACGAUUUUGUAGGAUUGAGAUAUAUGCUAGUAUUAAUGCCUACUUACGGUUCAUACCUUGGAUUUAUAUUGGAAUCUCAAAUAGUUAUGCUAUAAGUAGUAUAGACGAAAUGGAAGUUAUUCCGCUCCAUAUUCGAUCGGAUAGAGGAUGCGAAACACCCAUAGUUACUAAUGCCCAUUAUAUCCUCCAUAAAGCGACGUGCUAA
Molecule: messenger RNA, 294 nt
Organism: Hyaloscypha bicolor E
Lineage: Eukaryota; Fungi; Ascomycota; Leotiomycetes; Helotiales; Hyaloscyphaceae
Exons: 3
Source: RefSeq, a predicted model, not a curated record